CGCUAAUUGGACAGGAGAGACCGUCAGCUCAUUUCUGAUCCACAUCUCAUUCAAAGCACAACACUUGAGGCUUUGUAACAUUGUCCAUCUUCAGCAAAUCAGUUUCAGGCGGAAGAAUAGAUGGAAGAUCGACCAUCAGCCGAAAGUUUAAUAUCAAUAUUCGGUGACAAACGGGUGACAGGCCUCAAAGCUUUCAUUCUCCUCUCACUCACACUGCCAAUAUUCUUGAACCUCAUAUUCUGUCUAAUCGAAGAAUGGUCUGAUUUCUUCGACCGUCUACUGACACUUAAAGAGAUUAUGCUGAUACUGUUCUCAGCUAUAGGAGGAUAUGUUGUACAAUUCCACCUGAGAGACGUAGAGGAAAAAUAUAUUUUGAAGUACUUGGCAAACGCAAAAAACUAUGAAACAUCGGACGAGAAAAGAAAAAUCAUUAAUGAAACAAAUGACUACAUCACACGUCAUAACAUUGUGGCCCAACGAGCUUUCAAGUUUCUGUUCAUUUCGGGAGGUUGCCUUCCCUUGCUACAAAUCACGAUAAAAACCUUGAAAAUGUAUCUAACUGGAGCUGAAGCUGGGAAAAUGGCUUUUGUGAUACAUCUGUAUCUUCCUGAAGGCUACAAAACACCUCUAAUGUAUCUAUCAACUCAAUUAGCAGCUUUUGUUCUGUACGGAUUUUUAGUGUACAUGUGGGGCGUUAACUAUAAGGUGUUUCUAAUUGGUUUGAAAUGUAUCAGCAGUGAAGUGAGCCUGCUGAUUGAAUCUCUCAAGGAAUUGGAUGGAUUCGAGAAGAGACGGGCUAUAGCUGAAUCAACAGGAAAUGAGGAGCCACUUGCCGUGGUCAGUGCCGAUCACGAGAGAAGACUGAAAGAUCAUUUGAAUAGGACUGUAGAACACCAUCAGGAUAUUCUACUAUCGCUGAAAUUGGUCAAUGACUGCACAAAACUGUACAUUUUCUUGUUCAUCAACGUGUACAGUAUACAGCUCGGUCUAUACAUAAUAUUUGUUAUCAAGCUUAAAGAGCUCGCUCAGAAAAUGAAAUAUGUAUUCACUUAUAUGGUGAUCUUGUUCAUCCAAAUGCAGUGGGCUAUCUAUGCGCAAGAUAUACAAGACAAUGGGGAAAAAUUGAGAAUGGCUUUGUACAGUUGCUCUUGGCUAGAUAAACCACAAUGGAUGAAGAGAUGUCUUGUUCUCAUGAUAAUGAAAGCCAAUCAGCCAUUGGAAUUACGACCUUACGGCUUGUAUGCCUUGAACAAGAGUUGCAUGGCAAAUAUGAUGAAGGCCACAUACACGUAUGUGAAUGUAGUCAAUGAACUACUGAGUAGGAAAUAGAAUCACCAUUCGAGGAUAAAUAUCAAGAGAAACAGCUUAAACAAUGAAUGAGAAUUUGUUGAAAGUUGAACUAAGAUUUGA
Messenger RNA from Nilaparvata lugens (brown planthopper), 1410 nucleotides. RefSeq lists its product as uncharacterized. NCBI's taxonomy places the organism in Eukaryota, Metazoa, Arthropoda, Insecta, Hemiptera, Delphacidae. Gene Ontology annotation, biological process: detection of chemical stimulus involved in sensory perception of smell; sensory perception of smell. Bases 121 to 1329 code for a protein of 402 amino acids. Gene Ontology annotation, molecular function: olfactory receptor activity; odorant binding. Gene Ontology annotation, cellular component: plasma membrane. The transcript has 6 exons. The record is from RefSeq and is a predicted model, not a curated record.